AUGCACCACGUUGACAACUCUAGCAUCAGAGCUCACAACUGCUCUCUCUGUUCGUAUUCAGCCACUUCAGAAACAAACCUCAGACACCACGCCAAAAGAGAGCACCCAAACUUCCCUCCUCCCUUCAUCUGCCCUGAUUGUAACAAAACCUUUGUCUACUCCAGCGACUACCACAGACACUGUAUCAUCCACACAGACCAGAGGAACCAUGUGUGUCAAACCUGUCAGCUGACCUUCAACAGAAAGAGCAGCUUGACGGCACAUAUCAAGAGGAUCCAUGUCGGACAGGAGAGUGGUACCCCAGAUACAACAAACUGCUGUGGUGAGUGUGGCAAGACAUUCGGAACUAAGGGGGAUCUUCAGAGGCACAUCAGUGGGGUUCACAGGAACAAUAAACCGUAUUUUUGUGAUAAGUGUGAGUAUAGGUCAGAUAGAAAUAGUAAUCUGAUGAGACAUCUGCUAACUAAACAUGGGGUGGUGGAGAGGGGGGAGCUGGAGGUGGGUGAGGAGGAGGUGGAUGUGGUAAAGGUGGAUCAUGUGGUGAAGGUGGAUUGA
Molecule: messenger RNA, 555 nt
Organism: Bolinopsis microptera
Lineage: Eukaryota; Metazoa; Ctenophora; Tentaculata; Lobata; Bolinopsidae
Product: zinc finger protein 429-like
Exons: 1
Coding region: 1-555 (184 amino acids)
Source: RefSeq, a predicted model, not a curated record